Messenger RNA from Lingula anatina, 1554 nucleotides. RefSeq names its product phospholipase ABHD3-like. NCBI's taxonomy places the organism in Eukaryota, Metazoa, Brachiopoda, Lingulata, Lingulida, Lingulidae. Gene Ontology annotation, molecular function: acetylesterase activity; monoacylglycerol lipase activity. Gene Ontology annotation, biological process: medium-chain fatty acid biosynthetic process; medium-chain fatty acid catabolic process. The record is from RefSeq and is a predicted model, not a curated record.
GUAAAGUCCAAAAUUCAGGAAAUGUUCAGUCGGGUUUGGGAAGACACUCUGCACUUUUAUCGGAAAAAUCCCAAAGAAACCCUUCUUACUGGGUUUGGGAUUUUGUAUCUGUCUUACUACUUAUUAUAUGCAGUAAAGAAGCCGAUCUUUGCCUGCAGAGAUGCCAAAUUCAGACGCUUUCUGCACAGAUAUGUGCCCGUUGUCAACGAGAAGUUUUGGCCAACGCUGUGGUGUUUUGAAGCCAGAAUUAUGACAAUUGUUCGAGCUGUGAUUCAGUCGGUGCCAGACAUUACUUACACUAGUGAUAUUUUAACUCUGCCAGAUGGGGGCCAAGUGAUUUUACAUUGGGAGGAAAAUGAGAACAGUAUUUAUAGUGACUCUAAAACAAGACCAACAGUUCUAUUACUGCCAGGACUUACAGGUUGUAGUCGACAGAGUUAUAUUCUACACCUUGUUAAACAAGCCAAAGACAAAGGAUACAGGUGUGUUGUGUUUAACAACAGAGGCGCUGGUGGCAAAAAAUUGUUGACGCCAAGGUCAUAUUGUGCUGCCAAUGUUGAAGAUUUGACCAACGUGAUCAACCAUAUAAAGGGAAAAUAUCCUGACGCACCCCUCAUAGCAACAGGGAUAUCUAUGGGAGGAAUGCUCGUCUUCAACUACAUAGCCAAGAUGGGAAGAGACUGCCCCCUACUGGCGGGGAUGACCAUUUCUGUGGCCUUCAAUGUAUUUGAGUCCACAAAGAGCUUGGAGCAACCUCUCAAUCACCUGCUGUUCAACAGGACACUGACCUCCAGCCUGAGAGGGGCCAUCAAGGAAAAUUUCCAAGUAUUGUCAGAGAAGUUUGAUUUGGAGCAUGUUCUGAAGAGCUCUACCAUUCGAGAAUUUGAUGAUCGCUUGACAUCUAAGAUGUUUGGUUACAAAGAUUGGCAGGAGUAUUAUAAAGACGCUACCCUGCAUGACAAAUGCCACCAUAUUCAAGUGCCGCUGUUAUGUCUUAAUGCAGCCGAUGAUCCUUUUUCCCCUUUGUAUGCAAUUCCAAUUGAAGACGCCAAACAAAACGACCAUCUUGCCAUAGUUGUCACCUCUCAUGGUGGCCAUAUUGGAUUUUUGGAGGGAUUCUUCCCACGCUACCAGAAUUACAUGGACCGUUUCUUUGCACAAUAUGUGGAUGCCAUGUUUAAGCAUGCUAGUGAAGAGCUGGUUAACGUUGCUGAUUAACAGAAAUUGAAUCAGCUGUUUUAAGUACAGUUUAGGUAUUCAGAUAAUGUUUUUAUCAUACCGAUUGUUUUGAAACAUAAGUAGUUCGAGUAACAUUCAACAGUCUCUCUUUUAUAAGAUUGACUCUAAAAUAAACUCUAAAAUUAGAAACUUACAGCGUGGUUUACAGAGCAUAAUUUUGACAGUGGUAUUUAAUAUGUAAUACCUUGGUGUUAAUGGGAAAUUGUUAGAAUUUCCAGGAUUUUUAAUUUAUUUAUUUUUUUCUAAGGUCAAACGCAUAUUGCAUGUAUUUAAAUUUAGACAUCUUAGGGACCAUUCCCACAGAUAUUUAUAUCG